AUGGUUUCGUUUUCACCAGCUCGCACAGGUUUCGUUUUCACCAGCGCGCACUCUUUUUGUCUAGUUUUGCGAGAUACGCAGUCGUUUGCAUUCUUCUAUGAAUUGCAGUUUGAACGAUUGUUGGCUUCAAAGGUGGCAAUGAGUGUCUCAGGUAAAAGAAGAGUGAAGGAUUUAUUGCUUCAAAAGGAUAAUCGCUUUUGUGCUGAUUGUAAUGCUCCAGAUCCUAAAUGGGCAUCAGCGAAUAUUGGAGUUUUUGUCUGCUUAAAAUGCUGUGGUGUGCACAGAAGUCUUGGUUCUCAUAUAUCAAAGAUUUUGUCUGUGACAUUGGAUGAAUGGUCAAAUGAGGAAAUAGAUGCAAUGAUUGAAGUGGGAGGAAAUUCUUCUGCUAAUUCAAUUUAUGAGGCUUUUAUUCCACCUGGAUGUACAAAACCUGGACCAGAUGCCAGUCAUGAGCAGCGUGCAAAAUUCAUCCGGUUAAAGUAUGAGCAGCAAGAAUUUUUGAAACCUAGUUUGCGCAUUAUGUCAGAUAAAACCAAUCCCCGGGCAAAUAUUAACAAAGGGCUUAUGGAUAAUUUUCUAAGUAGUAGUUGUUCACAGAAUCAGGACGGAAAGGGAAGAUCUAUUGGAAAGUUGAAGGUAAAAGUGAUCAAAGGAACGGAUUUAGCUAUCAGAGAUAUGAUGACAAGUGAUCCAUAUGUUAUCUUCACACUUGGCCAACAGACUGUUCAGACAACUGUAGUAAAGAGUAAUCUGAAUCCAGUCUGGAAUGAAGAACUUAUGCUGUCUGUUAAUCAGAAAUUUGGAUUAUUGAAUUUGAAGGUAUUUGAUUAUGACUUAUUUUCAUGUGAUGAUAUAAUGGGGGAAGCAGACAUAGAUCUUCAACCCCUGAUUACAUCUGCAAUGACAUAUGGAGAUCCUAGCAUGUUUGAGAAUAUGCAGAUAGGAAAAUGGCUGAAAUCCCAUGACAAUGCGCUUAUAGAUGAUAGCCCGGUCAAUAUUGUUGAUGGUAAGGUUCAACAGGAGAUGACAAUCAAGCUCCAGAACGUUGAAUCUGGAGAAUUAGACUUAGCACUUGAGUGGAUACCUAUUGAGUCUUGA
Molecule: messenger RNA, 1098 nt
Organism: Sphenostylis stenocarpa
Lineage: Eukaryota; Viridiplantae; Streptophyta; Magnoliopsida; Fabales; Fabaceae
Source: the annotation of a GenBank genome assembly